CGAGCCACUCGGAGCCAUGCAAGCAGGAGGGAGGCUGGAUCGGCUCUUUCGCUCCAGAAUGUGGCUGGGAUUGUUGCUGGCUCUUCUGGGAGAAGGGACAUUGGCAGGCAAGAUGAUCUUUCUUCACCGGGAAAGAGACGUGUCUCUGAAAUGUUCUCAGUCUACUGAUGGCCAAUCCACUGACUGGUUCACCAUCGAAUCCAACAGUAUCAGUUAUUCCAACUGCGAUCUCAGAGUGAGAGACCCAAAGCGCCCAGACCCCAUCGACGGUCAGUGCGGGACCAUUACCCGCCUCCAUGUGCCUUCUGACAGAGGAGGGAUGUUCGCUUGCAAACUGCAUGAUUCCGCCUCCCCGGUGCAAAAGCCAUUUUUCUCCAAUCGAUCCACCUGCGACAUGUUUGAUUUCUUCCUGGUGGCGAUCCUCAACAGAAGUGCAGAGGCCAUGAUCUUCAGGAACCAAGUGCUCCAGUCAGAGACAAUCUCAGUUAAAGAAGACAGCACCGUGUCCUUCCGGUGUGAAUUUGAAAUGAUCAUCAAGGACAACAUCCCUUUUACUGUUUACUGGGUAAAAGAUUCACUGCCCAGCACGUGUCUGAAUUAUUUAACGAUGGAUCAGUACGUCUUUCAUUUCAACCAGCACUGCUGCUUUGGAGAGGAGACGGAAGGCAGAUUCGAAUACAGGAACGACUCAAGUCCGAAAGACAGUGCUCAGAAACACCGCCUCAUCCUCGCUAACGUCAGCGCCUCUGACAGUGGGAUGUACGUGUGCGUCGUCAGCGCCUCGUACUCGGGUAAAGUCGUCUGGAAAGUGGCUGGUAACACAACGCUGAUGGUGACUAGAGUGUGGGCCAGCCAAGAGAGACAGACAGGCUCCUACGUGUGGUGGUUGGUACCGGUUGCCAUGGCCGGCGCAGCGGGGAUCCUGGCCACCAUCGGGCUGGUCUGGUGUUUGCGAGCAAAAGACCGCAAGCUCGAAGAACCGCUGUCCACCCCGCAGCCAAGGGACAUCCCCGACCCUGCCUCGGUGGAGGAGAUCGCACCCUAUGGGACCAGUCACAUGCCUUUCCUGUCGCCCAAGGAUGAGCCCCUGUAUUCGUACGUGGCCAAACCAAGAACACCUGCAGUUUAUUACUUCAUCGGCAACAGCCAGGACACGGCCCUGAGGCCCGCAGGAGAUCGGGCCCAGCCGGGCAACCGAACCGUCAGCGGUUGGGGGCAGAGACCAGAUUCUGCCCCGGGUGCCAGAGCGGUGGAGAAAGACCAGUGGGAUUGACAAUGGAUUGACAGUGAGAGUGAACAACUUGGAGCGACAGUGAGAAUGACACUGGAUCGACAGUGGGAUUGACAUUGGGUUGACAAUGGAUCGAUAGUGAGAGUGACCUUGGAAUGACAAUUGAUUGACAACGGAUCGACAGAUCUCAUAAAUCUAAUCAGUCCUCUUC
This is a messenger RNA of Ornithorhynchus anatinus (platypus), 1442 nucleotides long. RefSeq lists its product as uncharacterized. NCBI's taxonomy places the organism in Eukaryota, Metazoa, Chordata, Mammalia, Monotremata, Ornithorhynchidae. The transcript has 7 exons. The record is from RefSeq and is a predicted model, not a curated record. Bases 17 to 1273 code for a protein of 418 amino acids.